CUCAUUCCUUGAGAAAGUACAGCCAUGAACACUAAGAUCUUCAUCCUCCUUGGUCUGGCAGCCGUCGUUGCUGCAGACAGCCCAGAGAUUUUCGCUUAUGGACCUCCUAGGGAUUCCUCCGAAGAGUCAUUCGAGUCGUACGAGUCAGGAGAAGCCAAGUACGACUUCAAUUAUGCUGUUCAGCACGAAGACUCCGGCAACGACUUCGGACACCAGGAAGCCCGUGACGGUGAACACACUCAGGGAUCCUACUACGUGAGGCUUCCCGACACCCGUCUGCAGAACGUCAAGUACUUCGUGGACGGCGACGACGGCUACGUGGCCGAGGUCAACUACGAGGGCGAGGCUCGUUUCCCCGACUCGUAUGAGUCUGCCUCCUUCGAGUCCCGGGAGUACAGGCCACCAAGGCCAGCCUACACCUAUGACUCCGACGAGUCCAAGUAAAUUGUCAGCUAUUUGACCUCUGAAUCAUGAUCUCGGACAAGGAUUUUCAUGUAAGAUAUUUAUUGUAAAUAAAUUAGGAAAUAUGA
Penaeus vannamei (Pacific white shrimp) is the source of this 530-nucleotide messenger RNA. Its product is annotated as pro-resilin-like. Lineage: Eukaryota; Metazoa; Arthropoda; Malacostraca; Decapoda; Penaeidae. The record is from RefSeq and is a predicted model, not a curated record. Gene Ontology annotation, cellular component: extracellular matrix.